CUGCAAAGUGACUCACUGUGCUGCACACUCUGGCUGUCCGAUAGACAACUGGCAUCUUCUUCUUGUGGAGGCAUCAUGGUGACAACCAUCUAGAGAAGCCAGCGAACGUGGCCAUCUGAAAUUUGAGAAACAGACUCCGGCUCUUGGUUCUUGCUUCGGAACAUGAAUCUCUAUAAAGUGGCUUGUACAGAUAUCCCACCACCCAAAGCAAGCAUACAGAAGUCCAACGAAGCACCUUUAAAAUUUAAGAGACAAAGUAUGGUUCCUAAAAUAAGCUCUCCAGUCAGGUGCUGGUUUGAGGGAUUAAACAGCCAACCUGAACAGAUGCUACUACAGAAGUUUUUGCUUAUGCACGGACUGUCGAUACAGCAGACCGACAAAGCUGUCUCAGGAAUGAGAUACAGAAACCUUGGGAAAUCCGGACUAAGAGUUUCAUGUUUGGGGCUAGGGACAUGGGUCACAUUUGGAGGUCAGAUUUCAGAUGAGGUUGCCGAGCAGCUAAUGACUAUUGCAUAUGACAGUGGAGUGAAUCUGUUUGACACAGCCGAGGUGUAUGCCGCUGGCAAAGCAGAAGUCAUUUUGGGGAACAUCAUAAAAAAGAAGUGCUGGAGGAGGUCGAGUCUGGUCAUUACAACAAAACUCUACUGGGGAGGAAAAGCUGAAACAGAAAGAGGACUUUCAAGAAAGCACAUUAUUGAAGGAUUAAAAGCUUCCCUUCAGAGACUGCAGCUUGAAUAUGUGGAUGUAGUCUUUGCAAAUCGGCCGGACAAUAAUACCCCGAUGGAAGAAAUUGUCCGGGCAAUGACGCACGUGAUAAACCAGGGCAUGGCAAUGUACUGGGGAACCUCCCGAUGGAGCGCCAUGGAGAUCAUGGAAGCUUAUUCGGUAGCAAGACAGUUCAAUAUGAUUCCACCGGUGUGCGAACAAGCAGAAUACCACCUGUUCCAAAGAGAAAAGGUGGAGGUCCAGUUACCGGAAUUAUACCACAAAAUAGGAGUUGGAGCGAUGACAUGGUCUCCGCUUGCUUGUGGGAUCAUCUCAGGGAAAUAUGCCAAUGGGAUUCCUGACAGCUCAAGGGCUUCACUAAAGUGCUAUCAGUGGCUAAAGGAGAAGAUUGUGAGCGAAGAAGGAAGGAAACAGCAAACAAAGCUGAAAGAUCUCUUCCCGAUUGCGGAACGCCUAAGCUGCACACUACCUCAGCUAGCAGUUGCAUGGUGUCUACGCAAUGAGGGUGUGAGUUCGGUUCUCCUAGGAUCUUCCAACCCAGAGCAACUAAUAGAGAAUCUCGGUGCCAUACAGGUUCUUCCGAAGAUGACAUCCCACAUCGUGAAUGAAAUCGAUAAUAUUUUGGGGAACAAACCUUACAGCAAGAAAGACUACCGAUCCUAAUGCAUUGCAUGACUGAAUUGGACUGCAUGGCUAAAAUCGCGCUCUGUACGUAGUACAGUACUGAGGCAGUACUAAUUAUCCUGUUAUAAUGAGAAUUUAUUCAAGCAGUCCCUUUCGUUCCCUGGAUUCUUCAGGGGUGUGUGCUGUGCCCAAACGCAGAAAGCACAGCUCAUCUCUUGGUCGCCUGAGGUAGUCUUUGCUCUUUUCUUUUGACUCAAGUCCUCAGAGUUUUUUGACUCAACUCCAGCUCAAGCCAAAGGGCACCACACAGAGGGAAGGGCUGCUACACAAGCCCCGUUGAGAUGAAUGAGACACGCACAGCAGCGCUGCCAUUCAACGUAGUGGUGCAGGAUCCACUGGAUUGUGCUCCGUUUAUUCUCCCUCUUGCCGCUUCCAGUUUAUGCAGUGAAAAUACACAUGUAAAGAAACAAUAAAGAUUUCCAAGCAUUAGGUACUUGGGAAUUCAAAGAAGGAUGUACAGAUAUAUUUUUUCAAAGAACAAAAGUCAGACACAGGUAAAGGCUUAGGAUAAAAGACAUG
Gekko japonicus is the source of this 1929-nucleotide messenger RNA. It is a transcript of the gene KCNAB1, whose product is annotated as potassium channel, voltage gated subfamily A regulatory beta subunit 1. Bases 163 to 1389 code for a protein of 408 amino acids. Gene Ontology annotation, cellular component: cytoplasm; voltage-gated potassium channel complex; extrinsic component of cytoplasmic side of plasma membrane. The transcript has 14 exons. The record is from RefSeq and is a predicted model, not a curated record. Gene Ontology annotation, molecular function: transmembrane transporter binding; potassium channel regulator activity; voltage-gated potassium channel activity. Gene Ontology annotation, biological process: transmembrane transport; negative regulation of delayed rectifier potassium channel activity; potassium ion transport. Lineage: Eukaryota; Metazoa; Chordata; Lepidosauria; Squamata; Gekkonidae.